AUGGAGAAAUCUUCGGAGAAAUCUGCAGAGGAGGAUAAGGAUGAGGAUGGAGCUUCUAAAGAGGCAAAAAUCUCUGAAUCUGCUCCCUUCAAAGAGGAAACCAACAAGGCCGACGAGUUAAUCAACCCGGAGAAAAAGGCACUGGACGAAUUCAAGGUUCUAAUCCAGGAGGUGCUCAACAAGCGUGAGUUCUUCGCCCCGCCGCCGCCGCUGCAAGCCGGCCACCACAAGUUUGCGGUCUACCUUAGGUUUACUGUUGCUGAUCCGCGAACUCGAUCUCGGCUACGACUGCUUCCGACGACGACGAGAUCGUCGGUUUUUGCCAGAGACAAAAGAGAAUUGAACGAUGAAAGAGAGAGUUUGGAGAGGGAUAACCGAAAAAAGAGGUAA
Striga asiatica is the source of this 390-nucleotide messenger RNA. The record is from the annotation of a GenBank genome assembly. NCBI's taxonomy places the organism in Eukaryota, Viridiplantae, Streptophyta, Magnoliopsida, Lamiales, Orobanchaceae.